CUCCUUGGCCUGGGCGCAGCCGUCUGGACAGAGCAAGCCGAGAGCGUGGCCAUGUUUUCCGAGCAGGCUGCCCAGAGGGCCCACACUCUGCUGUCCCCACCAUCAGCCAACAACGCCACCUUCACCCGGGUGCCUGUGGUGACCUACACCAACUCCUCCCAACCUUUCCGGCUGGGGGAGCGCAGUUUUAGCCGGCAGUACGCCCACAUUUAUGCCACCCGCCUCAUCCAAAUGAGACCCUUCCUGGUGAGUCGGGCCCAGCAGCACUGGGGCAGUGGAGUCAAUGUGAAGAAGCUGUGUGAGCUGCAGCCUGGGGAGCAGUGCUGUGUGGUGGGGACUCUGUUCAAGGCCAUGCCACUCCAGCCCUCCAUCCUGCGAGAGAUCAGUGAGGAGCACAACCUGCUCCCCCAGCCUCCUCGGAGCAAGUACACCCACCCAGAUGACGAGCUGGUCCUGGAGGAUGAAUUGCAGCGCAUCAGACUGAAAGGCACCAUUGAUGUAUCAAAGUUGGUCACAGGAACAGUCCUGGCUGUGUUUGGUUCCGUGAGAGACGAUGGGAAAUUUCUGGUGGAGGACCAUUGUUUCGCUGACCUUGCUCCGCAGAAGCCCGCGCCCCCCCUUGAUACAGACAGGUUUGUGUUGCUGGUGUCCGGCCUGGGCCUGGGUGGAGGCGGCGGUGAGAGCCUGCUGGGCACCCAGCUGCUGGUGGAUGUGGUGACGGGGCAGCUCGGGGACGAAGGGGAGCAGUGCAGUGCCGCCCACGUCUCACGGGUCAUCCUCGCUGGUAACCUCCUCAGCCACAGCACCCAGAGCAGGGAUUCCAUCAAUAAGGCCAAGUACCUCACCAAGAAAACCCAGGCAGCCAGCGUGGAGGCCGUCAAGAUGCUGGACGAGAUCCUCCUGCAGCUGAGCGCCUCAGUGCCCGUGGAUGUGAUGCCAGGUGAAUUUGAUCCGACAAACUACACGAUCCCCCAGCAGCCCCUUCAUCCCUGCAUGUUCCCUCUGGCCACUGCCUACUCCACGCUCCAGCUGGUUACCAACCCCUACCAGGCUACCAUCGAUGGAGUCAGAUUCCUAGGGACAUCAGGACAGAAUGUGAGUGACAUUUUCAGAUACAGCAGCAUGGAGGAUCACUUGGAGAUCCUGGAGUGGACACUGCGGGUCCGUCAUAUCAGCCCCACAGCUCCUGACACCCUAGGUUGUUACCCCUUCUACAAAGCUGACCCAUUCAUCUUUCUGGAGUGCCCUCACGUCUACUUUUGUGGCAACACCCCCAGCUUUGGCUCCAAAAUCAUCCGAGGCCCUGAGGACCAGACAGUGUUGUUGGUGGCUGUCCCUGACUUCAGUGCCACGCAGACUGCCUGCCUUGUGAACCUGUGCAACCUGGCCUGUCAACCCAUCAGCUUCUCGGGCUUUGGGGCAGAGGACGAUGACCUCGGAGGCUCGGGGCUGGGCCCCUGACUCAAAAAGGGAGCCUUGGCCAGGGAGGCCUGGGUGGAGGCCAUCUGUUCCCAGCAGCGUCAGCACUGUAAAUAAAGCCUGGCUGUUUUCUGGUGUUGAGCCUCCAGCUCACGGGCA
Galeopterus variegatus (Sunda flying lemur) is the source of this 1578-nucleotide messenger RNA. It is a transcript of the gene POLD2, whose product is annotated as polymerase (DNA directed), delta 2, accessory subunit. Gene Ontology annotation, cellular component: delta DNA polymerase complex. Gene Ontology annotation, biological process: DNA replication; DNA strand elongation involved in DNA replication. The transcript is spliced from 10 exons. The coding region runs from base 52 to 1461 and encodes 469 amino acids. Gene Ontology annotation, molecular function: DNA binding. NCBI's taxonomy places the organism in Eukaryota, Metazoa, Chordata, Mammalia, Dermoptera, Cynocephalidae. The record is from RefSeq and is a predicted model, not a curated record.